Molecule: messenger RNA, 3644 nt
Organism: Drosophila innubila
Lineage: Eukaryota; Metazoa; Arthropoda; Insecta; Diptera; Drosophilidae
Gene: Myd88
Product: myeloid differentiation primary response protein MyD88
Exons: 5
Coding region: 870-2372 (500 amino acids)
Biological process (GO): defense response to Gram-positive bacterium; MyD88-dependent toll-like receptor signaling pathway; innate immune response
Cellular component (GO): plasma membrane
Molecular function (GO): Toll-like receptor binding; TIR domain binding
Source: RefSeq, a predicted model, not a curated record
UUAUUUGUUGUGACAUGACUAUUAAAUGUGUUGGCAGCUAUAUCGUAGCCUGUUGCGCAGAAAAUGGGGAAACGAAAGCACACAAUCAAUUAAUUAACGGCAGUAAAUAAACUGCAGCUCGGGACGAAAACAAAAGCAUCUGGAACGUAAAAUACAAACAAACUAAAUAAACAAAAGUGAAACGACAACGCAGCACCUGCAGCCGCCACAUUAACAGAAACCGAAACAGAAGCAGAAGCAGAUAGAAAGAAACCAGCAAAACAACAAGCAAGUCGCGCACUGCUCAAUAAAAAAUUUAUUUUUGUGUUUAGGCGCCUUCACUUCUCCGCCCUGCGUGUAUCCGUGUGCCAACGUGUUUGUGUGUGUGUCUGUGUGUGUGCGUUGUGUAUAAAAAUAUUUAAACAAAAUCAUCUGCGCAACAACAAGUGAACGCUACAAGGGGGGCACAGGGGUCGAAGGCAGUAGAGAGACAAUCAAAAGCUAAAGCGACAGACAGAUAAUAAACAACGACGAAUACGUUGUGCUCGGUGACGCGGCGCGAGGUGCUCGAGGUCAGUUCAGCACAUUUCAUCCGUCUGUCCUCUCUCUAUCUCCUCUCUCUCUCUCCUUCCCCCUUUUAACGGACCAACCACCCGCAACCGCACGCGCGCCGACGAUUCGAUUCUCAAACGCGCUGAGAUCUAACAAAAAAAUAAAUAUAUAUAAAAAAGUACUCGUAUACAAUAUCACCUAAUAUCAAGCAACGAAACAGAAAAAAAUUAACGACAGACUCACGCGCGUAACAGCUAUUUUAUUGUUUAACUGAUAACCCCGUGAGCGCGCUGAUAAAUAAAUAUCAAGUGAAGUUAUUGCAAUAACGCCAAGUGCGAAUGCGCCCUCAAUUUGUAUGCCAUCAACACUCGCAUUCACAUUCCCAUACCCAUACCCAUUUCCAUAAGCCAACUGACGUCAGUCGGCUGGAUCGUUAUCGUUAUCCGAAAAUGGUGAUACCACCGGGGUCUGAUCCCACUAGCGUCGUAGCUACCUCCGGCUUCAACCGGACACCGCUGACGGAGCUAAGUGCGGAAACAAAGAGCCAGCUGGCAUGUAUGCUUAACCGGAAGAAGGUUCUGCACUCCGAGCAGGGCUAUGAGCGCGACUGGCGAGGCAUUGCAGCCCUGGCGGGCUUGCGUGACUUUUUCGAUGAUGGUGUGAACAAGCCAAUGGAAUUAUUGCUCAGCAAUUGGAUUCAGCACAAACCCAAAACGGCCGAGGUGGGUUAUCUGGAGGAGUUUCUGGGCACUAUCGAUCGCUGGGAUGUGCUCGAUGACAUACAGGAGAAUCUGAUCAAGGACACCGAACGAUACAAUCUGAAGCAGCAUCAGCAGGAACAACUGGCACUGGCACUUGCCCGGAACAGUCCUCCUCCAGACAUGUCUGUGAAAUGCGUGGAGAAGAACAACAACACCAUGGGUAGACCCGUCAACAUCCUGGGCAUCGAUGACGAGAGGUGCCUGCAGAAUGGACAACCCUUGCCAAGGUACAAUGCCUGUGUGCUAUAUGCGGAGGCGGACAUCGAGCAUGCUACCGACAUCAUGAGAAAUCUAGAGUCUCCCCCCUAUAAUCUCAAGUUGUUCUUGAGGCAUCGGGAUCUGGCGCUAGGUGUGCCAUUCGAACACGUCGAACUGACAGAGUUCAUGAAAACCCGCUGUAACCACUUGAUAGUCGUCUUGACCCAAGAAUUUCUCAAUAGUCGAGAGAAUACAUUUUUGGUCAACUUUACGCAGAAGCUGCAAAUUCAGAAUAACUUGCGAAAGAUUAUACCGGUAUUGUAUUGUAAAAUGACAAUACCACAAACUUUAGCCAUCUACACGCAUCUGAACUUUUCACACCACUCCGUUCUGUUCAACUUCUGGGACAGAUUAGCUGGUUCACUGUACGAUGUGGAUGCUGCAUUCAUAUACGGUCCAACCACACAAAUGCAUGAACCCACAGCACCAGAGAUGCCGGCACUACCAUCUCCAGAAACGCCCCGUAUAACGCUCAAUGGAGAGGAGUUGACGGACCAGCCAGAUUGGAAGUUGUCGGAGCAAAAAGCGAAAUUCAGAUCAGAGUCUCCGCAAACCGAACCAAUGCCAGAGCAGAAGAUCAAAAGGAAGGGCAUAUUGAACAAUUUACGUAUUACCUCUCCACGAAAUGGCAGCACAGGGAAACCGCUAAAGCAUGCACAAUCCUUUAGUGCCAUAAAUAUGCCAGAUCACGAAAAUACGCUCAACGCAAGUAUGUCCAAUCUUUCAACGUAUUCGGAGAAAAAGAAAAGAUUCAACAAGAUUAGCUCCAAGCUGCUAAAGCCGUUCACCCGUAGCUCUACGAAACUACAGACGCUGUGCUGAAGGCUAAAAGCUGAAAGUCCAUUAAAAAGACAGGCAGCAGAAGCAGUACUUAUUGGUACAGUACAGUACAGAAGGUAGCUACUCCACUUACAGCUAUUGUAAGUGCGGAUCGCGAUCCAAAUGAAUGUGAAUUUCCUUAUCUAGCGCCCAGUGCAUCGUUGACUUCGACGUCGACGUCGUCGUAGUUGUCGUCGAUGGUGUAGUUGUUGUUGUUAUUGUUGUGUUGGUCGCUAAAGUAAUGCACCAUCACAAAUCGCUAUCGCAAUCACCUCACCUUCACCUUACCCUCCAUUUUUAGAUCUAGAUCUAGCCUAAUCCUAAUCUAGCCAACUAACUUAAUGUAUUUAGACGCACUUGUUAAACUAUGUAAGUCAACAACGAAUAAAGACAAUAUAUACACGCACACGCAUAUAUAUAAAUAUAUAUAUACUAUAUACUAUGUACACACAUCACGUAUUUAAGUGUAAAGACAAUAAUCAAUAUUAUUAAACUAAAACCAUAUGUAUACACAAAAGAGAACAGAAAACAAUAACAGCAAAGAAAACAAACAUACAAAUUGCCAAUUGUAAGGUUAAAUGUGCAAUGCUUUGCUAAUCGAAGCACACAAUUAGUUGUUAGUCACGCGUCUGAUAAGUGACUUACUUAAUUCAAUUAACUUAACAAACGCCCAACAUUCCCCAACGUCCGCUACUCCUCCCCGCACCACCCCUUACAUUUUCAUUUUACCAUAGUAAUCGCGGUCUCGGCAGUCAAUACCAGACCAGAGAUGAUGAAUAACUUGUGCGCGUUAGAUAUUGUGUGAAUUUGAUGAAUAAUAUUGUGCAUAUAUAAGUAUAUUAUGUAUACGUACUGUCCACAUCUGUGUGCGACAGUUAAAUGAUAAAGUUGGCGCUUUCGUCACUUUGUAAUUGCCAUUGAAUGUCUGAGCAACGAUUUACUUUGUCACUCUGCUUUUCAAGCUUAUAUCAUAUAUAGGUUUCGAGUUUUCUUUAAGUCACGCGCUCAUUAUAUACCAUAUAUAUAUUUUUUAAAAACUCACGUGCUCACGCAUACCUCGUACUUGUUUAAUAGACUGUAUGAAUGAGCUGUUUCCUAUGUGUGCGAUCGAUCUGGCAGUAAACCCAUUUUAAGUGCAGCUCAAUAAUUUAAUAUUUAUAUAUGGUACAUAUAUGUAAAUAGUAUUUACUAAAUACAUACACGUACGCUCUUAUGUAUGUGAAUAACAUUUCUAUUUUUGUUGAAAAUAAACAGUUGGUGCAAUAAUUAACUUAA